Molecule: messenger RNA, 1105 nt
Organism: Pundamilia nyererei
Lineage: Eukaryota; Metazoa; Chordata; Actinopteri; Cichliformes; Cichlidae
Gene: tmem255b
Product: transmembrane protein 255B
Exons: 9
Coding region: 1-1077 (358 amino acids)
Source: RefSeq, a predicted model, not a curated record
AUGCAGCAGCCCGAAACCCCGCAGAUAAGUCGGCAAACUGCGCCUGAACCUCUGGAUCCAACAGCUCAGUACCAUCGUCGGAGGAGAACUGCUCUGUGGGUGACCAUCUCUCUGCUCACUCUGGGUCUGCUGGUGCUGACCGUAGGUCUGAUCUCGGCCACUCGCACCGACAACGUGCCGGUCGUUGGACUAUACCCGGGCAUAAUAUUGAGUUUCGGAGCAUUUCUGGGUAUUGUUGGCAUCCACCUGGUGGAAAACCGCAGACCUAUGCUGGUAUCCUCGAUAAUCUUCAUCAGUGUCGGAGUCAUCGUUGCCUGCUUCUGUGCCAUCGUCGAUGGGAUAAUUGCUUCAGACUUUAUUGACAUUACGCGUAUGCAGAAGGGCAUGUGUGACUUUCACCCCAGUGGAUCUGGCUACGCCUACGACAGCUACUACACUGAGGUGAUGUGCCACUCUUUUGAGAAGUCAUGCAAGCUGAAAGUGAGGAGCAACACCUGCUACUGUUGCUACCUGUAUAACUGCGAGAGCCUGUACUCCUCACACUACUACGAGUUCACCGGGGUCAGCGGCUGCUGGGAUGUGGUCCAGCUGUACCGCCUGAUGUGGACCUCGGUGGUGCUCAACGUGAUCGGCUUGUUCCUGGGCAUCAUCACCGCCGCCAUCCUCGGCGCGUACAAGGAUAUCGUGAAGCCUGCUCCUCAGAUCGCUCCCAGCCCAACGCCAGCACCUCACAUCCUGUACAACCCGACCCAGCACAUGCUCACCUACCCCAACUUCUGUCCGUCUGGGCAGGCUCUGCCCGCCUACCCCAACUACCCAGUAUCCAUGCAGCAUAACACCAACCACCAGGCACCUGCUACUCCCCAGAUGCUCCCUCCUGGGGGAGGCCCUGUCUCCUCCCCCUCCUCCUGCCUGUCUGAGGAGAACCAGAGCCAGCUGCCCUCUCAGGUUCUCCCCCAGCCACAGCCUCAGGGAGCCACCCAGGACCCAGGAGGCUACAUGCUGACCCCCAACGCUCCGGUGCUCUAUGCAUCCUCCUACAGCGCCUUUGAGAAACCUCCACCUUACGCCUGCUGAGACUUUAGACAAAUAUGGAGAGCGUGCU